AGGCUCCGCCCCCUGUCUUGGAGCCGAGACAGUCGGGCUGCUGAAACUCCGGCCAAUCAGAAGGGAGGCUCCUGGAUGGCAUGAAGAGCCAAUGUGGCUGUAAGUGGAGGAUGAUGAAGAGCUAAAAGGGCAAGGAGGCCAGGGAAGGAGACUCACAGGAAGCUUUCCUUGACAAGUGCAUCCCGCACUCACUUCUUUUCUGCUUCCCACCUCUCCACUGUCCCCCAUGCUACUGGGGGCUGGGACAUCCCUGUAAGUGAUGGAACACAGCUGAGAGGUCUGACAAGAUGUACCAGGUCCCACUGCCGCUGGACCGGGAUGGGACCCUGGUCCGGCUCCGCUUCACCCUGGUGGCCCUGGUCACGGUCUGCUGUCCACUUGUCGCCUUCCUCUUCUGCAUCCUCUGGUCCCUGCUCUUCCACUUCAAGGAGACUACGGCCACACACUGUGGGGAUGUUCUCUGCGGCCUCACAGCCCUUGGACCCAGAUGGGACUGUGUUCCGGCUCCGCUUCACGGCCGUGAUCUGGUGGAUCGUCACUUUCCCCAUGUUCGGCUUCUUCUUCUGCAUCAUCUGGUCUCUGGUGUUCCACUUUGAGUACACGGUGGCCACUGACUGUGGGGUGCCCAAUUAUCUGCCCUCGGUGAGCUCGGCCAUCGGUGGGGAGGUGCCCCAGCGCUACGUGUGGCGCUUCUGCAUCGGCCUGCACUCGGCGCCUCGCUUCCUGGUGGCCUUUGCCUACUGGAACCACUACCUCAGCUGCGCGUCCCCGUGUCCUGGCUACCGCCCGCUCUGUCGCCUCAACUUCGGCCUCAACGUGGUGGAGAACCUGGCGCUGCUUGUGCUCACCUACGUCUCCUCUUCCGAGGACUUCACCAUCCAUGAAAAUGCUUUCAUUGUGUUCAUCGCCUCAUCCCUCGGUCACAUGCUCCUCACCUGCAUUCUCUGGCGGCUGACCAAGAAGCACACAGUAAGUCAGGAGGACCGCAAGUCCUACAACUGGAAACAGCGGCUUUUCAUCAUCAACUUCAUCUCCUUCUUCACGGCGUUGGCUGUCUACUUUCGGCACAACAUGUAUUGUGAGGCUGGAGUGUACACCAUUUUUGCCAUCCUGGAAUACACUGUCGUCCUAACCAACAUGGCGUUCCACAUGACGGCCUGGUGGGACUUCGGGAACAAGGAGCUGCUCAUUACCUCCCAGCCUGAGGAAAAGCGAUUCUAAACCCUUUCUCUUCUGCUAGGAAGGAGGCGGUCUACUGCCCAGAAACUAGAAACAAGACACUACACUCUGGCCUUCCCUGCCCUGUGUCCUCUGUGGGCCAUGCUAAUUGGGGGAAGGGGGAGAAGAAAGGAGGAAGGGCACAGGACAGGGCUUCAGGCAGCCCUGCUGGCUUCUCCUUUCCCUCACCCCGUCUGAAGGCACAGGAACCUUCAAGCAGCAUCACCCUUAUCUGAGAGGCCCCAAGAGGCUGAGCUGACAGGAGAGCUCCACCAUCUGGUGCUAAAAAAAGUCGAGGUUCAUAACCACCGAAUCGGUUCUUGGCCUUUACAUAGCCACCUCUUGCUGAGGUCAGGGACCACUGAACAGUGGCUGCUACCUGAAAACCACAGCCAUCUCUCACCACCGGGUCAUUUGCUUGACUCAUGUGUCUACUCAUGUCCUGUGCAUACCCAGGCCUAGGGCCACCAUCCUGUGCUAACUUUGCUCAGGUGUUCUAGCCCUGACUUCACCUCCAACUUAGAGUGUAUGCUUCCCUAGUUAAGCCUCAGCGUGUCCGUGUGGGUGAUGGCAGGGGAGGAGGGCUGUAGGAUUUGCAUGGGCUCUGCCAGUGGUUCUGAAACUACUUUGUGGAGGUGGUGUUCUGUACCUGAAGGGCAACCUGCUCCAGAAGGAGUGCUGGCACAGCACAUAUUUCCCUCCCUUCUGAAAUCUCUGGCUUACACUCUUCCUCCUUGGCAAAGGUGUUAAGGUGGAGUCAGAGGCAGAUUCCUGCCCCCAAAUGGGCUCUCUGGUGUCCCCUAUCCUCCCUACUGCCCCAUGCCCUGACCUCUUUGGAUUGUACAUUUUAUUUCAAAUAAAAUUCUUUUUGUUUUUGUUUUUUCCCCCAAAA
Lutra lutra (Eurasian river otter) is the source of this 2110-nucleotide messenger RNA. RefSeq names its product post-GPI attachment to proteins 2 (gene PGAP2). The record is from RefSeq and is a predicted model, not a curated record. Lineage: Eukaryota; Metazoa; Chordata; Mammalia; Carnivora; Mustelidae. Gene Ontology annotation, cellular component: Golgi membrane; endoplasmic reticulum membrane. The transcript is spliced from 9 exons. Gene Ontology annotation, biological process: GPI anchor biosynthetic process. The coding region runs from base 319 to 1221 and encodes 300 amino acids.